Molecule: messenger RNA, 960 nt
Organism: Miscanthus lutarioriparius
Lineage: Eukaryota; Viridiplantae; Streptophyta; Magnoliopsida; Poales; Poaceae
Source: the annotation of a GenBank genome assembly
AUGGCCGCUGCCGCCGCCGCCGCGCUCGCCUCCCCGGCGGCCAUCCGCGCAUCGCCGGUGCGCCGCGGCCUCUUCAGCUUCGCCCCUGCGCUCCGCUCCGGCCCCGACCGCAGCUCCCGCGCCGUCGCCCUCCCCGGUGUAAGAACUCAUGUUGCGGCUGUGGAUCAAGCCAUUGUACAAGGUGAGACAAAGUUGGAAGGUCCUGUGGUUGUUGUUACUGGUGCUUCCAGGGGGAUUGGAAAGGCCACUGCAUUGGCUCUUGGAAAAGCAGGCUGCAAGGUCUUGGUGAAUUAUGCCCGAUCUUCAAAGGAGGCUGAAGAAGUCUCCAAGGAGAUUGAAGCAUCUGGAGGCCAAGCCAUUACCUUUGGAGGAGAUGUUUCCAAAGAGGCUGAUGUUGAAUCAAUGAUAAAAAUGGCUGUUGAUACAUGGGGAACAAUUGAUGUACUAGUAAAUAAUGCAGGAAUCACACGGGACACGUUGUUGAUGAGAAUGAAGAAAUCACAGUGGCAAUAUGUGAUUGAUUUGAAUCUUACAGGCGUUUUCCUUUGCACGCAGGCUGCAACAAAAGUAAUGAUGAAGAAGAAAAGGGUUGGCAAUGUUUUUCAUUGGAAGAAUUAUCAACAUAGCAUCGGUUGUUGCCUUGUUGGUCUUACUGGUAAUGCUGGACAAGCUAAUUACGCUGCUGCCAAGGCUGGGGUUAUUGGGUUCACAAAAACAGUUGCUAGGGAGUAUGCCAGCAGAAAUAUUAAUGCAAACGUUAUUGCUCCUGGAUUUAUUGCAUCAGAUAUGACCGCUGAACUUGGUGAAGAGCUAGAGAAGAAAAUUCUGUCAACUAUUCCCUUAGGGCGAUAUGGUCGUCCAGAGGAUGUAGCAGGUCUGGUGGAAUUCUUAGCCCUCAGCCCUGCUGCAAGCUACAUCACUGGACAGGUCCUUACAAUCGAUGGAGGCAUGGUGAUGUAA